ACGGGAGACGGAGUGAACGACGCUCCGGCCCUGAAGAAGGCGGAGAUUGGCAUUGCCAUGGGAUCGGGCACAGCGGUGGCCAAGAGUGCGUCUGAGAUGGUCCUCGCCGACGACAACUUCUCCAGCAUCGUGUCGGCAGUGGAGGAGGGCCGCGCCAUCUACAACAACAUGAAGCAGUUCAUCCGCUACCUCAUCUCCUCCAACGUCGGCGAGGUGGUCUGUAUCUUCCUGACAGCUGCCCUGGGUCUCCCUGAGGCCCUGAUUCCUGUCCAGCUGCUGUGGGUGAACCUGGUGACAGACGGACUGCCAGCCACUGCGCUGGGUUUCAACCCGCCAGACCUCGACAUCAUGAACAAGCCCCCACGGAGCCCCAAGGAGCCCCUCAUCAGUGGCUGGCUCUUCUUCCGCUACAUGGCCAUCGGAGGGUAUGUGGGCUGUGCGACAGUGGGUGCUGCUGCCUGGUGGUUCAUGUAUGCAGAGGAUGGGCCGGAGGUGACAUACUACCAACUGUCCCACUUCAUGCAGUGCACGGAGGAGAAUCCUGACUUUGAAGGAAUCGAGUGCGACAUCUUCGAGGCGGCGGAGCCCAUGACCAUGGCGCUGUCUGUCCUGGUCACCAUCGAGAUGAGCAACGCUCUGAACAGCCUGUCGGAGAACCAGUCCCUCCUCAGGAUGCCGCCCUGGCUCAACGGCUGGUUGCUGGGCGCGAUCUGCCUCUCCAUGUCGCUUCACUUCUUCAUCCUAUACGUGGACCCCUUGCCGCUCAUCUUCAAACUGACUCAUCUAACCAUCACCCAGUGGCUGGUGGUUUUGGAGAUCUCGUUCCCGGUCAUCCUUCUCGAUGAAUGUCUGAAGUUUUUCGCCAGGAAUUACCUUGAAGCGAAAUAAUACAAGAGACCCGCUGAAGACUGCACAGUCGAGAAACUUAUGUAUUCAUGUCUAAAUAUAGGUUUUAACAGAAAAAAAAGAUUUGUCAAAGGGGUCUUGAGACGGCGUAGUGUUGUCAGGGAGUGAGUGGUCACUCCGAGACGUGAGAAAACAAGACCGUGAAAAACCGUUCGUCUUAACUGCAUGUUCCUAUUCUGAUUUAGAUCACCCCGGGCUCCCCCCACCCCACCACCAAUCCCUGACCAAUCUCCCCACCCCACCAGAUCCCCCAAUCCCUGACCGAUCCCCCUGACCCACCACCAGAUCCCCCCCCAAUCCCUGACUGAUCCCUCUAAUCCCAACAGAUCCCCCCCCGAAUCCCUGACGGAUCCCUCUCAUCCCACCGGAUCCCCCAAUCCCUGACUGAUCCCUCUCAUCCCACCGGAUCCCCAAUCCCUGACGGAUUCCCCUGACCCACCACCAGAUCCCCCAAUCCCUGACUGAUCCCACCGGAUCCCCAAAUCUUUGACUGAUCCCUCCCAUCCACCACUGGAUCCCCCAAUCCCUGACUGAUCCCUCUAAUCCCACCGGAUCCCCCAAUCCCUGACUGAUCCCCCUGACCCACCACUGGAUCCCCCAAUCCCUGACUGAUCCCCCGACCCACCACUGGAUCCCCCAAUCCCUGACUGAUCCCCCGACCCACCACUGGAUCCCCCAAUCCGACUGAUCCCUCUAACUCCCACCAGAUCCCCGAAUCCUUGACUGAUCCCCCUGACCCACCACCAGAUCCACGAAUCCCUGACUGAUCCCCCACCCCACCACCAGAUCCCCCCCAACCCCUGACUGAUCCCCCACCCCACCACCAGAUCCCCCCCAACCCCUGACUGAUCCCACCGGAUCCCCCAACCCCUGACUGAUCCCCCAACCCCUGACUGAUCCCCCUCAUCCCACCGGAUCCCCCAACCCCUGACUGAUCCCACCGGAUCCCCCAAUCCCUGACCGAUCCCCCUCACCCCACCGGAUCCCCCAAUCCCUGACCGAUCCCCCUGACCCACCACCGGAUCCCCCAAUCCCUGACCGAUCCCCCUGACCCACCACCGGAUCCCCCAAUCCCUGACUUAUCCCCCUGACUCACCACCGGAUCCCCCAAUCCCUGACUUAUCCCCCCUGAUCCACUACCCACCACCGGAUCCCCCAAUCCCUGAUUGAUCCCCCCUGACCCACCACCGGAUCCCCCAAUCCCUGACUGAUCCCCUUGACCCACCACCGGAUCCCCCACUCCCUGACUGAUCCCCCUGACCCACCGCCCACCCCCGCAUCCCCGACUCCCUGACUGAUCCCUCCGUCCCCACCAGCAGAUCCCUGACUGAUCCCUCCGGAUCCUGAAUCCCUGACCCAUUCCCCCCCCGUCCCUACCAACCCCUCCCCCACAGUACCUCUCCCCUCCCCACCCACCCACCCAGCCGUCUCAAACCUCAGGGACUGGGGUACCUAGCAGCAUCCUAACCCGUCCGCCCUCCCCCACCCUCCCUCCCUUCCUCUCCCGAUCGCUCCGAUAUCCCAGUGGGGAGUAUUAUCAAUGGAAUAAAGCACCACUGUGGCUUGUU
This is a messenger RNA of Hemiscyllium ocellatum (epaulette shark), 2474 nucleotides long. Its product is annotated as sarcoplasmic/endoplasmic reticulum calcium ATPase 1-like. Gene Ontology annotation, cellular component: membrane. Gene Ontology annotation, biological process: intracellular calcium ion homeostasis; calcium ion transmembrane transport. Gene Ontology annotation, molecular function: P-type calcium transporter activity; ATP hydrolysis activity; ATP binding. The annotation marks the transcript as partial. Lineage: Eukaryota; Metazoa; Chordata; Chondrichthyes; Orectolobiformes; Hemiscylliidae. The transcript is spliced from 7 exons. The record is from RefSeq and is a predicted model, not a curated record.